CAUGUGUGUUGAGGCGCAUUAUUUGGCAACAGACGCGGCAGCGGGGAGGGCCGAAAAAAAGAGGAUAUCCCCUGGAUUUCAAAAAGCAACGAUUUAUCGAGGUUAACUGCAGAUUAAACAUUCCUUGGUCGACCAUCGGCGAAGAAGGGGCGACGAAGCGACCGAGGGAUGUCUGAGGAGGCGGUCCGCCAGACACGCAGCCAGAAGAGGGCGCUGGAGAGGGAAUCUGCUCCGCAAUCUAUAGUGUCCUCCAAUGCUACCAUUGAAAACAAAAAGCCUAGAUUGGACUUGGCUGAAGCCACAGAACAUGCACAAACUAAAGCUAAACCUGACGCCGACUCCAUACUGGCACAGGACAGUCAGAGUCGGACUAGAUUUGGAUCCGAGCCCGAGAGGGGGCAGGAGCUAGAGCAGAGCCGGCUGCCCUUAUCUUUAGUGUUACCUUUGACCUCCAAGCCAGUGAAGGAUGAUCGGGAGCGGACCCAUAGACAAACAGCUGAAUCCCCCUCAGACAAUCAGACUGACUGCAACGACAGAGCCAGCAGGACGAGGACAGAACCCAGUGUGGAUACAAAGAACCGGCUCCGCCUGGCCGAACCAAAGGUGUCUGGCGGCAUGUUGGCUGCCGGAGAGGUGAAGGCCACCAUUAAACUGGAAGUUCAGACGGGAGAGCAGCCUGUGGACAUGAGCACCUCUCGAGGGAAUAUAAAAAAAGAGAAGCGCCCUCCAACGCCUGAAGAUGAUGACGACGAUGUCAUCAUCUUGUCAGAUAACGACUCCCCAAGUCCUCCGAUGAAUGGCUUGAGCCACUUUAAGGAGCUGGACACAGACCUGCUCAUGAAGAGCUCCCCAGCUGAGAGGGAGCGCAUUAUUAAGCAGCUGAAAGAGGAGCUGAGACUGGAGGAGGCCAAGCUGGUGCUGCUGAAGAAGCUCAGACAGAGCCAGUUACAGAGGGACACUCUCCAGAAGCCUUCAGGUCAGUCAGGCUCCUCUGCACCACCUCCCCUGAUUCGGGGGACAAUUACAAGCAGCAAAGGCUCUCAGCAGAUUUUGACAGGCAGGAGUUCAGGCAUCGUCAUACCUCCUCCACUGGUGCGAGGAGGGCAGCAGGUGUCAUCCAAACACAGUUCACAGAUCAUCAUGCCUCCUCUGGUCAGAGGGGCACAGCCCAUCUCUGUGUCUCCACAGCAGAUCCAGGCUCUCCGCCAGCAGCAGCAGCAACAGCAGCAGCAGCAGUUGGCUGUGUCUGGAAGCUCAGGCCCCCCUCCUCUGCUGUUGGGACCCAGGACCUCAGCAACUACAGCCCAGAGCCAGAGAGGGAUGGUCCAGGCAGGUCUCAUCCGAGUGGGAAGUGCGAGUACCCUGGCCUCGUCAUCCAGUAUGAAGGGUUCGUCCUUGACAUCCCAAUCAGGAAGCAGUGGUGUUUCUCUGGUUAGUGUGAAUGACUCUCCAGCCAGCCGCCAAGCUGCAGCUAAACUUGCCUUACGGAAACAACUGGAGAAGACCUUGCUGGAGAUACCGCCACCUAAGCCGCCUGCCCCAGAGUUUAACUUCCUGCCGUCAGCAGCCAAUAAUGAGUUCAUCUACCUGGUGGGACUAGAAGAAGUUGUACAGAAUCUGCUAGAUACCAUCCACAGAGGAAAGACUGGCAUAGCGCUCUCCAAGGCUGUUACCAGAGAACCCUUUGUCUGCACCCAGUGCAGCACCGACUUCACCUCCCGCUGGAGGCAAGACAAGAGUAAAGGUGGGGUGGUGCUCUGUGAAGACUGUAUGUCAUCCAAUCAGAAAAAGGCUUUGAAAGCAGAGCACACCACUCGACUGAAAGCUGCGUUUGUAAAAGCGCUGCAGCAAGAGCAGGAAAUAGAGCAGCGUAUCAUUCAGCAGACUUCCUCACCAGUCUCGCACAGCACCUCGGCGUCUUCGUCUCAGUCACUGAAGGCAGAGCAGAUCGUGUCUCAGCAGCUUAAGCAGGCUCAGGCCAGAGUGUCUUCCCUCCAGCACCACCACCAGGCCAGCCGAGGAUCCACCAUUGUUCACCAUCACUCCAUCAAGCAGAGCCAGGGCCAGCUCUCCCGGCAGUGUUUCAUCAGUGGGAUGAGGGGUGUCCCCCACUCCUUCUCUUCCUCCUCCCAGCUGCAGAGCGCAGUGGCGGCCGCAGCGCUGGUCAGUCGGCCAGGUAAGCAUACUCAACUUUCCCACCACUCUGUCCAGAGUUCAAAGGUGAGCCGCAGUGGAGUCGGCGGUGGCAGGAAUGUCAGCGGAGGUAGUUCCUCAUCCACUGCAUGGAAGAAGCAGAACAACAGCAACACAGGAGUAACCAUGGCAUAUGUGAACCCUAGCCUGACAGGUCACAAAACGUCUGCCACCGUCGAUGCUCGCCAGAGGGAGUACCUGCUGGACAUGAUCCCCUCUCGCUCAUCAAUUUCACAGGCGGCAAACACGUGGAAAUAACUGAAACAGUACUAUUCAUUAUUAGUUCUUGUCCAAGGUCCUCGGCUCCAACAAUAAGGUCAACAACGCCCCCUGGAGGACUGUUAAGCAAAUACAAUGAUUCUUCAUGAGUGAAAUGUUUCCUCCUCAACCCUUUGUAUGAUUUUCUUGUUUUCCAUUUGAGUUGUUUAUGUUGAGGAUUGCCGUUUUCUUUUGUUUGUUUGUUUUUUUUUUGCUCUAAAUCGAAAAUACAAAUACUUGAAGGGCUUCCCUUGGCUACUUUUGUCCUCUAGACUGGGUUUGUAAAUGAUGAUGUGACAUAGCAGGUUAUGUGCGCAAUGAGUACUUUGAGUAACAUUCGUACUCGCUUUUGGGUGUAUAGACAUAUUAUGGGUCAAAAUGACCAAACAUAAUGACACUUGAAUGGUUAAUUUCAUACUCACGGGUUCAUGUUCAACAAGACUCAUAAUGUUCAGCAAAAAACAGCUUCAUUGUUAAACAAAAAAAAAAAGUACAUCUGUAGUUAAUGGUUUGAAUUUAUUUUGUAUUUACAAUAAGUUAUUUCUUUUUGACUGGUGUUUAAAAAAAAUCACCUGGUAUGUUAUGGUUUCCACAAAUGGAAUUAUUCUAGCAACCCCCCACCCCCAGUUUAAUGAAGCAUGCCUAAAAUUAACGCCCUGUUUUAUUUGCACCUCAGCUGAAGAAGCAUGGUGUGGCUUUAUUCAUCUGUAAUUACCAUUUGUAAUUUCUUAUUUUAUAUUAAUGUCUACAUUGUAAGAUUAUUUUGAGAGUUACAUUAUUGCCGAGAACAUGCAAACUCUGAAGGAGCUAAAUUUUGCCACACUGGAGCCAGAGAGCUUGUCUCCAAUUUUUUCAACCACAAUUCAAGAAAUAUGCAGUAUAUUUGUUUAAAGGGGAAUACAAGAUAAUGUGUCCCUGAAGUACAAAAAGCCCAUCUUUUAUCUUGUGUCAUACAUGUUGCAUAAUUUCACUGCUUCUCGAUCUUAAUUGCAUUGUACAAACGUUAAAAUUUAUUUGGUUUACUUUUUCCUAGCUCCUAAAGAAAUAAUAAAAAUAUUAAUAAUUUUA
This is a messenger RNA of Thalassophryne amazonica, 3519 nucleotides long. Its product is annotated as transcriptional repressor p66 alpha-like. Gene Ontology annotation, cellular component: NuRD complex. Gene Ontology annotation, molecular function: sequence-specific DNA binding. Gene Ontology annotation, biological process: negative regulation of transcription by RNA polymerase II. NCBI's taxonomy places the organism in Eukaryota, Metazoa, Chordata, Actinopteri, Batrachoidiformes, Batrachoididae. The record is from RefSeq and is a predicted model, not a curated record.